AUGUCAAAAAUGGAUCCACUCUUAAAAUUAAGAUAAAAACAAUAAAGAGAGUUGUAACAUCUCAUGGAAUAUGAAAAAUAAUUAAGAGAUAAAGAAAUUAGAAAUUCGCAACUGCUAUUGAAAAAAAAAGAUAAAUUUUAAGACAUCUCUAUGAAAUAAUUAAAAUUCAAAGAAGAUUUAAAAUAAAAAGCUGAAUAAAAAAGAAUAGAGUUUGAAAAAAAUUUAAGUCAAGCUAAAAUGAUUGAAUUAGAAUAAUUAAAAGUAAAGAUAUAUAUUUAAUAAUUAUAGUAAUCAUAACUUCAAGUUAAUAAAACUAUUGAAACAGUUACAAAAUUUGAAAAUGAAUAUUAAAAAGAAUAAUUAGAUUUUUUACUAAAAAAGAAAUCAGAACAUAAUUAUUAAAUUGAAUAAGUAUUAGAAAAUAAAAAAAAAAUUGAAAAUAAGAAGUUAAAAGAGUUAAGUCAAUCUUUAGAUGCUAAAUUUAAAUCUUCAUAAGAAGUAUAAAUUAUUAUAAAUAUUAAUUAGUUAUAAGAUAAUUUGAAUAAAUAAUUAAGUGAUAGAUAGAAAUAAGAAUAAUAAAAAUAAUAAACAUAUUUUAAAUAAGUUGAAGAAUAACAAUAAAAUUUAUAAAAAGAGAGAAUGAGAAAAGGAGAAAUGUUUGAUGAAAAACUUGAUAAAGUUGAAAAAUUAAAAUAAGAAAAAGAAAAAGAAUUGAAAGAAAGAUAAAGACUUAGAUUAGAGGCUGAAAAAUAAAAAGAAUCAUUAUCUAAAGAAUUUUAAGAAGAGAUUGUGGUAAUUAAUUAAAAAUAUAUUUAAGAAAAUGUAAAAGUAACAUUUCCGCAAACAAAUUUCGACAUGA
This is a messenger RNA of Paramecium pentaurelia, 859 nucleotides long. The record is from the annotation of a GenBank genome assembly. NCBI's taxonomy places the organism in Eukaryota, Ciliophora, Oligohymenophorea, Peniculida, Parameciidae.